Molecule: messenger RNA, 4014 nt
Organism: Schistosoma turkestanicum
Lineage: Eukaryota; Metazoa; Platyhelminthes; Trematoda; Strigeidida; Schistosomatidae
Source: the annotation of a GenBank genome assembly
CGGGACUUCUGGUCUUCAAGGUUGUUCUUGGCAUCAGUUAUUUAUGGUUUUUCCAUUCGUUGUUUUUGAAUAGUUAGUACAAUCGGAUUUAUUAGUAUUUGAAUUUCUGUAGUACAGGAUCUUAUUUUAGCUAUUCUAUACACAAUAUUAAGUAGUAAGUUGUCUCCUGAUGUGUUGAACAGUUUGCCACGAACUAUAGUAUCUGAACUUAGGACGUGAAUUUGUAGUUCAAAUAACUUAUUGAUAUUUUUAAUAAGUUUCGCACUCUAGCCACUUCGAUUCACGAACCAUAGUUUACUAGUUAUAAUAGGCAUCAGUAAAAAAGUGUCCUCAGCUCUUUAGAAAGCUAUUGUAAUACUCAUUGCUAAAAUAUAGAUUCAUUGUCAUACGAAAUUAUUUAGGCGUUUAUGUUCGUUGAGUUACGUAGUCUGGGUGUUGAAAUGUUCAGUCUCUGAUUAUAGACACCUAUAAAUUUCACAUCAGUCUACUAAUCAUAUGCAAAGUACUGUACAGCGUAAAGUCCAAGUAGCAUAGUUUCGAUUGCUUUAUUAUAGGAAUCCAGUUAUUUGGUUUAGAACCGUAAGAACUAUUUCUAUACAUAUUACAACUCUGUUGUUAAUUCCGUUCACUGUAGUGUUGUUAUUAUUGUCUUGCAGUGGCUACUGAUAAUCGAAUUGGAUUUGACUAUCUCACUGGUUCCAAUCUCUUUGUCUAUUAAUUUGUUUGUAUUCACCAGACCCAUAUACUAAUAAAUUAAAUAAUCAGGGGAAGAUAUUAAUAUUGUCACAUUUUUUCCGAAAAUAUAGAUAUAUUUUGAAAAUCUUCAUCAAACUGACACCUGGUUAGACAAAUGUAAAUCACUCUUACUAGACGAACUUUAAUGGGAAUAAGUAUUACGAACCUCAAUCUUCCGUGCUAGUGUUGAGAGUAUCUCUUUAAAUUUAUCUGAAUAUUUUCCUUCACCACCAAAUUAAGCUGUAAAAGGUUGGGUCUAAAAUGUUUCGGUUAGAGCAGUUUCGCUCUAUACUUGUGAAAUCUGACAUCUCCAAGUUGAAGAUGUUGAGCCACUGGCUGUUUUUGAAUGUCGUUGUCCGAAGGAUUUCUGACAUUCGGCGGAAACGCAAUGUCAGUAAAUCAUAGGUUUCAAAAACGUGUUUCGAGGGCUAGCGACUAUCAUUCAAUUGGUUUCAUCGUAGUGAAGUACCGACUUUGUUGGCGAACGUGAACAACGUAUUUCAUCACGAAGACUUCCACACUUGCUUUGUUUACUGAUACUAAAGCUGACUGAAAAAUUGGAGAGGUGAUCGGUUUAAGACAUGAAUUUGUAGUAUGAAGGGAAGCUGUUCGCGUCUGGCAUCUUUUGGUUCAUAAUAGCUCCUUGAUUGGAGCGGAAGAUAUAUUGCAUACUCUCGUAACAUGUGUUAGGCCAAGAUCUUGGAAAAUAAACAUUCACAGUUAUGAACACUCGUUUUAUCCACCCAGAUGAAGAAAGGUUUGCCUUCGACUUGUCAGAAGAAGUACCUGAACCCAAUGAAGACGGGGGUUGCGGUAGUUCAAUUCUCCAGUUUUCUACGUCUGAUUCUUUUAAUUCUGUUGAGCAACAACGCCAACAGCUUCCUGUUUUUAUAAAAAGAAGUCAAUUUUUGUAUCUACUUGAAAACUCCAGGGUUUUAGUUGUUACUGGAGAAACUGGAAGCGGAAAAUCCACACAACUUCCUCAGUACGUUUAUGAAGCUGGUUGGUUGGAUUCGAAAUCCAGUAAUAUUAAUCCGUUUGGAGUUACCAUGGUUGUGACGCAGCCGAGACGUGUCGCUGCACUAACUUUGGCUACACGCGUAGCUGAAGAGAAAAAUUGGCGAAUCGGUAAACAAGUUGGAUAUAUCAUACGUUUUGAAGAAUGUUGGACACCGAAUUCAACCGUGAUCUCAUAUCUUACCGAGGGUAUGAUGAUACAGGAAUUGUUGCGUGAUCCACUUCUAACACGUUUCCGUGUAAUCAUGUUAGAUGAAGUUCAUGAAAGAUCUUUGCAGACCGAUAUUUUAUUAGGUCUUAUUAAAAAAGUAUUACGUAAACGACCAAAUGACUUGAGAGUCAUAAUCUCUUCUGCUACUUUGGAAGCUGAAAAGUUUAUAGAAUAUUUCUCGAAAAUGAAAAUCAGUGAAGUUGAAACCGAUAAGCAAGGUCUACAACUAACUCCUGUUGCACAUUUAAAUGUUGAAGGACGUCAAUAUCCUGUGUCUAUAUUUUAUUCACUUGAUCCCGUUCCCUGUUAUCUUUCUGCCGCUAAAGAGACUGUUUUUCGUAUUCAUGAAACAAAACCGUUGGGUGGUGAUAUACUUGUCUUUGUUACAGGUCAGAAUGAAGUUUCCCAACUGGUUGGCAACCUAGUCGAAGAAUAUCGAAACCGUAAGGAGCGUUUCUUAAAUACUCAACAACAAAAUUCCAAAGCGAAGUUACCUACUGCUUAUCCACCUUUACGUUGUUUACAGCUUCAUGGUUCCCUUCCUCAACAUGAACAGCUUCGUAUUUUUGAACGACCAACUCGGGCUUGUCGUAAAGUUAUCGUGGCUACUAAUGUUGCAGAAGCGUCAGUUACACUUCCUGGUAUUUCUUAUGUAAUUGACUGUGGCUUUUCACGAAUUCGAGCGUAUAAUCCUGUUAACGGACUUGAAGCUUUAGUUACUAUACCUACAUCUCAAGCUUCAGCACGUCAGCGUGCUGGUCGCGCUGGACGUACAAGAACUGGACAGGCUUAUCGACUAUAUACUGAAGAGGCAUAUAAUAAACUCUUGCCACGUUUUACAUUACCUGAAUCUCUACGUGUUGAUUUAUCUGGUGCUUUGUUACGCUUAAAAACUCUUGGUAUCGAUCGUUUGGCUCAAUUUGAUUGGCUUGAUCCCCCACCUCCAUCACACGUAGGUCAGUCUGCUGAACGACUUGUUGCUUUAGGUGCUCUUGAUGCUAAUUCUGGUCAUCUUACAAUUCCUCGUGGUUUGAAAUUGGCAGAAGUUUCUACAAUAUGUGGCUUGGAUCAGCCCUCAACUGCAGCUGCAUUAUUGGGCGCUUGCGAUGAAGGCUGUUCUCAGGAGAUUGCUGCGAUUGUUUCAUUGAUGCAAAUUCAACGAAUCUUUACUGUUUCUGAUUAUAAACGCACAGGUGAUCGUAUUCGUAGGCAGACGUUUGGAUGUCAGCAGGGUGAUCAUUUAACAGAGCUAAACGCAUUUGUUGCUUAUGAGAAUCAAUCAAAGUUGUUGUCAAAGUCGGAACUUCGAACGUGGUGUCGAGAAGUAGGUUUGAAUGAACGUGGGCUAGCUCAUGCAGUCAUACUGCGUGAUCGAAUCGGCUCCAUGUUUCGUCGUUUAAAACUGCCUUGGGUAAAGGCAGAACCUGAAGGAAAUCCUAAUCCAGUACUCCGGGCACUUGUUCGCGGAUUCUUUCAUCAAGCUGCUCGUCUCUCUUCAUCUGGUUCUCAUUAUUUGACUAUAAGAGGAGAUCAUCAAUUGCGCUUACAUCCUAAUUGUAUUUUAUAUUCAUCUACAACACGUUGGCCUGCUUAUAUCUUAUUUACUAAUGUAUUUCUUACACCUAAUUUAGAUAAUAAUAAUAGUAAAUUAAAUAUUAAUAAUGAUAAGAAUGACUUAUCGAGUACGUGUAUCAGUGGUGUCAGUGUUAUACAACCGGAUUGGUUGCUGGAAUUAGCUUCACAUUACUAUCAGUUUGGUACGGAUAGAGAACAUUUAGAACAUUCUUUAAGAAUAAAGAAAUGACAUAUAUAUAUAUAUAUAUAUAUAUAUAUAUAUAUAUAUAUAUAUAUAUAUAUAUAUAAUUUCCUUCUGUAUAACAAAACGUAUGCGUCAUAUUUUGAAGAAGCACAAUCAGUUUCUUGUUAAAAUUGUCAAUGGUCAAUAAUUGUUAGCACGUAUGUAAAUAUAUCUGGCUGCAUUUUUGUACAUUUAACUAAAUUAUUCUGUAAAAAUACAACUUUGAGAUGAUUUAUAUCAAAUAAAUGGAAAA